UAAAAAUCUAUUUAUAUUCUCAUCUUCUAUUCGCUCUCAUCAGUUCCGCCCCUUACUCCGACCAGCUCUUAUUCCUCCUCUCCGUCACCGCCGCCGCCAUUUUCGCCGGCAAUGGACGGACCUAGAUUCGUAAUCGAAGCACCAGAAGCGGAAUCCAUGGCGAAAAAAUCAGGCAUCGCAAUCCCUCAGCUUCUUCCAUCUCUGGUUGAAUCGGCGCAGGGCUUAGCCCGGCCGCCGAUCUCUAAAUUCCACGUCGGCGCCGUCGGACUUGGAUCCUCCGGCAGAGUGUUCUUUGGAGUGAAUCUUGAAUUUCCUGGCCUUCCUCUUCAUCACUCUGUUCACGCCGAACAAUUCCUCGUCAUGAAUCUCGCUCUCAACGACGAAUCUCGCCUCAAUUUCCUUGCCGUCUCUGCCGCGCCGUGUGGCCAUUGCCGCCAAUUUCUUCAAGAAGUUCGCGCCGCUGCCGAGAUCAAAAUCUUCGUCUCCUCAAUCGAAUCCUGUUCCAAAUCGAACGAUUACGUUCCUCUCCCCGAACUUCUCCCCCAUCGAUUUGGCCCCGAUGACCUUCUUGAUAAGAGCAUUCCGUUGAUUCUCGAACCUCGAUUUAACGGCCUUUCCCUGCCGGACGAAUCCGCCGGAAAUCAUAAUGGCGAUUGGGAGAAACUCCAACGCGCCGCCCUAAACGCUGCGAAUGUGUCCCACGCGCCGUACAGUAAAUGUCCUUCAGGAGUUGCGGUGAUGGACGCUGAUGGACGAAUUUACAAAGGACCGUACAUGGAAUCGGCGGCGUAUAAUCCGAGUAUGGGGCCGGUACAGGCGGCGGUGAUAGCGUACGUCUCCGGCGGCGGUGAAGGGUAUGAGAAAAUCGUCGCCGCCGUGUUGGUGGAGAAGGAGGGCAUGGAGGUGAAGCAAGAACACACAGCAAGGCUGUUACUGCAGGUAAUCUCGCCGGUGUGUGAAUUCAGAGUGGUUCAUUGUAUCGCCGCCGUGUGAUUGGGCGGAAGAAAUUACCGGAGGUUCCUCCAUUAGAGAAGAGACUGAAGUGUUUGGUGCAUGUUAAUAAAGACGAUUUCGGAAUUUCAAUGGC
Messenger RNA from Cucurbita pepo subsp. pepo (vegetable marrow), 1087 nucleotides. RefSeq names its product cytidine deaminase 1. Lineage: Eukaryota; Viridiplantae; Streptophyta; Magnoliopsida; Cucurbitales; Cucurbitaceae. Gene Ontology annotation, cellular component: cytosol. Gene Ontology annotation, molecular function: zinc ion binding; cytidine deaminase activity. The record is from RefSeq and is a predicted model, not a curated record.